This is a messenger RNA of Symbiodinium natans, 5327 nucleotides long. The record is from the annotation of a GenBank genome assembly. NCBI's taxonomy places the organism in Eukaryota, Dinophyceae, Suessiales, Symbiodiniaceae.
AUGGUGUUGCAGGAUUCGUCGGAGGCCUUGAAGGUGUCCAAGGUCGCAGCCAACUGGAAGGCCUACGUAGACUUUGUCAACAACAUUGUCAUAGAAGGCUUUGUCUCAUCCAUCGCGGUCUCUCUUCAACAUCUCUGCGAGAUCUUGGAUCCGCUCAUCAUCGCCAAGCACGAGAUGCUGCCUCUCUUCGAAGUGAAGGUGGAGUUGCAAGACUCAGAGAUCAUCUUUGACCCACCCUUCCAGUCGCACAAGCCAGGGGACAUUUCCUUGAGAGCGACCAUUGAUGGCUGGCUCAAGGACUUUUUCGCGACAGUUACUUGCAUGCAGCGGCUUGACACCGGCAGCGGUGAUUAUCUCAAUGAGAUUCGAGAGCACUUCCAGAUGCAGCUCGGUGGCAGCAGCUCGUAUUUUUCGUUGGGCUGGCGAUUUUGCCUGCGCAACAUACCCAUUAGUGAAGGCAUGGACUACCGCGAGACCUUCAUGCAACACUCAUAUCUGUGGACAGAGUCGAUCGACAAGUCCUUCGAGAAGUUCUUGCAGGAGGGUGCCAGAGACCUCGUGGAAGGGUUUGAGGAGGAAGGACAAAAGGGACUGUCAUUCCGGGACAUCAUGGAGCGCAUCAAGGUGGACAUCGGCCGCCAGAUCCCUCCACUUGAGCAGUUCGACAAGCAGAUCAUCAACUUCAAGAACCUGAAGCAGGAUCUAUCCAACAUGAAGACGCCCGUGGACAUCCAUUGGCUUCGUGUGGGAGCGCAGCCUGUGAAGCUGAAGUUGGUUUCCUUCGCUCGACAGUGGGAGGAGAAGUAUGUGGACUUCAUCAAGAGCUUCACGGAGGAGCGGAUCCGCACGCUGGUCAAGUUCAUCAACGAGCAGCAGGAAGGUUUGGGCCCUCCCUCGCCGGUGGAUGAGCCGGAGAAUGAGAAGUUGCUGUACUCGACCAUGACCAACAUCCGUGAUGUGAAGCUGGCUACAAAUGCGGUCAAGAAGCUGUUCCCACCAAUCAGGGACCUGUGUCAGCUCUUGAAAAAGCACCACGUGAAUCAUGAUGGCCUCACUGAGCUUGACCAGGCACCCAACAAAUGGGACGAAGUUAUCCGCAUGGCCUUUGAUGUGAAGGAGCAGAUUCUACCUUUGCAGAGUGAAGAAGUUCUGAAGAUCCGAAACAAGAUCGAUGUUUUCGCAGAGGAACUUCAAGGUUUCUGCCACGAGUUCCGGGAGAAGUGCCCAUUCGACCCUGCGAAUGCUGUGGGCGGAGACUAUGACUUGAGCUACGAGACCAUGAACGAGUACUACAACAAGACCCUGGCCAUUCGGCAACGUGCCAAUGAGUUCAAUGACCUGGAGUUGCUCUUCGACAUGCAGAUGUCCAGCUACCGAGAGCUGAAGGACUGCCAGGAAGAGCUGAUUCUGUUGAAGAACCUUUGGGAUGGUGUGACGCUGGUGAAAGAGACGUUCGAGAGCUGGAACAGCAUUCUUUGGGAUAAGAUCGACACGGACUCCCUGGUCCAACAAGCCCGCGAUCUUCAGAACCAGGUCAAGAACAUGCCCAAGCAGAUCAGGGGCUGGCAGCUCUACCGAUGGCUUACAGAUGAGGUCAAGAACAUGGCCACGGUGCUGCCUCUGGUCAACGAUCUGCACGGCGAAACCAUGCGCGAUCGCCACUGGACAAGCAUCAUGACCAUCACGCAGAAAACGUUUGAGAAGGGCCCGGAGUUCUGCUUCAAGGACCUCCUUGACCUCAAGCUGCAUGAGUUCGCGGAGGACGUCUCGGAGGUUGUUGACCAGAGUGUCAAAGAGGCCAAAAUCGAGAAGAAGCUUUCUGCUAUCCGGGCCACCUGGUCAAAGAUGCCGGUGUCUUUUGACUGCUCCAAUCCCGACUGCCCGCUCCUCGGAGAACUUGGAGAGGUGAUCGAGAAGCUGGACAGUGACUCACUAGAGAUGAUGGGCAUGACCUCACAAGGCCGUUUCAUCGAGUUCUGCAAGCCGGUGGUCGACGAGUGGAGCGGCAAGCUGCGCGCCAUUGAUGGGGCCCUCAGCGUGUGGACCAAGGUGCAAGCCAACUGGUGCCGACUGGAGCCCAUCUUCAUGCAGAGUGCCGACAUCCGGUCACAGCUGCCAGACGAUUCCAAGCGCUUCGAGCAGAUGGAUGCAGCAUGGAAGGAGCUGAUGAUGGAUGCCUCGAACAGCUCGCUGAUUGUGGAAAUUUGCUGUGCGGAGGGGCGCGAAGCCAACCUGAGGGCGAUCUCCGAGGGGAUCGAUACAUGCGAGAAGGCUCUGAACGAGUACUUGGAGCAGAAGAAGAAGGCCUUCCCACGGUUCUAUUUCGUGGCAAACCAGGCCCUGCUGGACAUCCUCUCCAACGGCGCCAAGCCGUUGAAGGUUGCGGAGUACUUGGGUGACAUCUUUGAUGGCGUGAAGACCUUGGACUUUUCCAAAGCUCCGGACACUGGAAGAAUCGCCUGUGGCCAUAUUUCAAAAGACACCGAGAAAGUGGCUUGGGCAGAAGACAUGCACAUCGAUGGCGCUGUGGAGGGCUACCUUCUGCAGCUGGAGGGCCAUCUCCGCCUCCAGCUGCGCAUCGAGCUGGAGCAGGCGCGGGCAACUGCUGACAACUGGGAGCUGGACAACCCCCGAGAGUUCUGGUUGGAAGCCUACUGCUCGCAGCUGUCCUUGGUGGCUACCCAGAUCAUGUGGACAGAGGAGACGAAUCGGGUCUUCGAGGAGAUCGAGAGCGGGAGUGAGACAGCCAUGAAGGAUUACAAGCGCGUGAAUGAUGAGCGCAUUGAGAAGCUCAUCAAGCGCGUGCAGACCAAGCUGAGCAAGGACGUGCGUAACAAAAUCAUUACGCUGAUUACCAUUGACGUCCACGGCCGCGACAUCGUUGAGCAGAUGGCAAUUGCAAAGAUUUCGGACAACACGAACUUCAAAUGGCUCUCGCAGCUGCGGUUUCAUUGGAACUAUUGUCCGCAGGGCCAGAACCUGGUCAGCUACACCCCGGAUGACCUGAAGACGUGCGUGAUUCGCAUCUGCGAUUGGACCACCAUCUACUGCUAUGAGUACGUGGGCAACUGUGGACGCUUGGUGAUCACACCGCUGACGGAUCGAUGUUACAUCACGUUGACCCAGGCAUUGGGACUGACAUUGGGAGGAGCGCCGGCUGGCCCUGCAGGCACUGGAAAGACCGAGACCACGAAGGACCUUUCCCGCGCACUUGGAUUGCAGAUCGUGGUCUUCAACUGCAGUGACCAGAUGACAUAUCAGACCAUGGCCCAGAUUUUCAUGGGCAUUGCUCAGACAGGCUGCUGGGGCUGCUUCGAUGAGUUCAACCGAAUCUCAAUCGAGGUUCUGUCGGUGGUAUCGACCCAGUACAAAUGCAUCCUGGAUGCGAUUCGGGCACAAGUUCAGGUCUUCCUCUUCGCAGAGGAGGAAACAAAGCUGAUCUCGACUUGCGGGGCUUUCAUCACAAUGAACCCUGGGUAUGCUGGGCGAACAGAGUUGCCUGAGAACUUGAAGGCACUCUUCCGUUCGGUGGCAAUGAUUGUGCCGGAUCUUCGGUUCAUCUGUGAGAACAUGCUCAUGUCCGAAGGUUUCAUCAAGGCGCGGCCACUGGCAAACAAGUUUGUCCAGCUGUACUCCUUGUGCAAGGAACUGCUGAGUAAGCAGAUGCACUACGACUGGGGUCUGCGCGCCGUGAAGUCGCUGCUGCGACAGGCUGGCACACUGAAGCGCCUAGAGCCUGACAGUGAUGAGAACCCUGUGCUGUGCCGUGCCCUCCGAGACUUCAACACACCCAAGAUCACCACGCUGGACAUGCCCAUCUUUCUCCGGCUAAUCAUGGAUUUGUUUCCUGGUGUCUGGCCGGAUCCUUUCAGCGAUCCUGAGUUCGAGAAGUUCUGCUGCAACAUCGCCAAGCAGAGGGGCUUGCAGGAAGACCGGCAGUUCAUCAUCAAGAUCGUGGGUAUGCUGGGUAUUCUUGGCGUGCGACACUGCAUGUUCAUCAUCGGGCCAUCAGGCUGCGGCAAGACAGAGGUCUGGAAGACGCUCAUGGAAGCCUUGCGUGCGCGGGGUGAGGAUGGGUUGCUCGGCCUUCUGGCAGCCGCGGCAGUUUUGCAGUGGGAGCAAGCGAACCCCAAAGCAGUAACCAGUGACGAGCUGUACGGCACAAUGUCCAAGACGAAGGAGUGGAAAGAUGGCUUGAUUGCCGUGAUUUUCCGCAACAUGAGAAGCUUGGCGUCCAUCUCGUUUUGUCAUGCUUCGAUCAUGGUUGCACUUAGAGCCAGAACCUUGCAAUGGGUGAUCUUAGAUGGUGACAUUGAUGCGACAUGGAUCGAGUCCAUGAACACGGUCAUGGAUGACAACAAAGUCUUGACGCUGGUGUCCAACGAGCGAAUCCCGUUCACGCCUACGAUGCGCAUGAUCUUAGAGAUCCAAGAUAUGAAGCAUGCAAGUCCUGCUACCGUGUCUCGUGGUGGCGUGUUGUUCAUCAAUGAGACGGACAUUGGUUGGAAGCCGUAUGUGGAGAGUUGGCGUGAGAAGUUGGACCAGAUCCCACAAGGAGCCUUCUACCUGCAUUUCUCAAAUUACUUUGAGGCCAACAUCGAGGCAAUUCGCAAGUCGUUCAACUUUUCGUGCCCAAUGUUGGACAUGGGCUUCAUCAACAGCCUCACUUGCUUCAUCGAUGCGCUGCUCAACAACAACACCAAAGAAAACAUGGAGGCGCUACGCACGAUGAGUCCAGAGGAUCAGAAAAUGAGCUAUGAUGCCCUUUUCUGCUAUGCCAUGAUGUGGACGAUCGGCGGCUCCAUUGCAGAUGACAAGACGGUGAACUACCGCAAGAGCUUCAAUGCGUACAUGAAGGGUCUCUCGAAGGCAGUUCGCUUCCCUGACCAGGGCGAUUGCUACGACUUCAUCUACGAGCCAAAAGCCAAAGACUGGGUCAGCUGGGAGACGUACAUCAAGCCGUACCAGCCGCUGGCGGAGCAAAUGUACCAGAACAUUGUCAUCAGCAACAUGGAGUUGGAGCGCAUGAAGUACAUUCUGGAGCUGCAUGUGGCCAGGAAAAAGCCGGUGCUUUUCGUCGGUGUUGCAGGCACUGGAAAGACGACCAUUGUGAAGGACUACCUUGCGGACAUGAAGGCCAACAACGAGGACAUGAUCAGCAUGUCGAUCAACAACAACAACUACACAAGCAGCUUUGCACUGCAAAACAUCAUCAUGAGCGCAUUGGACAAGAGAUCAGGUCGAACGUUCGGGCCGCCAGCGAACAAGAAGUGUGUGUUCUUCAUCGACGACUUGAACAUGCCCUAUGUAGACACCUACGACACGCA